AUGGGUCUCAGUCCGCAAAUCACUAACCUGGUCAUCAUCCUUGGGAUGAUGCAGGUGUCGAAGCGUAUUCCGUUUGAUGAUCCCAAUGUUCUCAACGCUUGCCGCGCACUCUACGUUGCCAGCAACCUGCUCAUCGCGAUCCUGUAUCUUUACACCCAGGCGCAGAUCAAUAAGAAGAAGGAUAUGACGACCCUGAAGUAUGUCGAGCCGGCCCCCAUGGGCUCCACCGAGGAGGGCAAGCUGGUCACUACCACCAUCCAUGCCUACGACUCUCAGCAGAUUAAGGCCUCUUUCCGAUCGCAGAUGAUGGGUGUCGCUAUGAUGGGAUUCAUGCAUCUGUACAUGAAAUACACCAACCCCCUACUGAUCCAGUCCAUCAUCCCCUUCAAGAGCGCUCUCGAGAGCAACCUGAUCAAGAUCCACGUCUUUGGCCAUCCCGCGUCUGGCGACCUCAAGCGGCCCUUCAAGCAGGCUGCUGGGUUCAUGAGUGGUCUUCAAGGUAGUGCCGCACAAAGCGACAAGAAGGCUGUCGAGGCUGCCGAGAGGUCCGGCCGCGGUGGUGUUAAGGACGAGUAG
Pseudomassariella vexata is the source of this 576-nucleotide messenger RNA. Its product is annotated as inorganic phosphate transporter Pho88. Bases 1 to 576 code for a protein of 191 amino acids. Gene Ontology annotation, biological process: protein targeting to ER. The transcript is spliced from 3 exons. The record is from RefSeq and is a predicted model, not a curated record. Gene Ontology annotation, cellular component: mitochondrion; endoplasmic reticulum. NCBI's taxonomy places the organism in Eukaryota, Fungi, Ascomycota, Sordariomycetes, Amphisphaeriales, Pseudomassariaceae.